AUGCUUGAGGUAUAUUUCAAGGGCGUACCUGCGGACAUCCCGCCGGAGCUGGUGAAGGAUGUGAUGGUGGUCUACCCGCUGAGAGUGCGGAAGCAGUCGGCGUUCAGCGAGGGUCACUGCUUCCACCGUGUGCUGCACCCUGUCACUGGUGCCGACACCGACAAGAUCAAGGGACCGGUGACCCCGCACGCGGGUGCCUCUCUCCGCACUUCUCCGCUUGUCACUCCUCUCCUUAUGGAUGCGGCUUUCGUCUUGAUCUCCACGGGGAGCAACAGGGAGGAGUGGCUCUGCACCCUGGCCAGCUGUGGGAAGGCCAGCGGCAAGUCAUUCAUGACCGCUGCGGAUCACGUCACCUCUGCAAGCCAUCUGCUGGGGUUGGAGAAGCUGGGUGCAGCCACUCGCAUCUCUCUCGAGAAGCUGAACCUGAACAUCAUCCGCAAGGAUUAUGGGUGCUGA
Messenger RNA from Closterium sp. Naga37s-1, 456 nucleotides. NCBI's taxonomy places the organism in Eukaryota, Viridiplantae, Streptophyta, Zygnematophyceae, Desmidiales, Closteriaceae. The record is from the annotation of a GenBank genome assembly.